AUGCGGCUCCUUGCGCUCCCGAUCCUUUGUGCCCUUUUCGCUUCUGUGGUAACAGCAGAGUCAUCCGAGCCAAAACCAAACAGCGAUAUAUCUGAGAAGGGUUCCACAGAUGUUCCGGAGCCUACAAUUUUUAAUGGAAUCGAAGUACCACCUUUGCCGGAAAUAGCUGGAGGCGCGUUCGAUUCUACAGUGAAGGACGGCUACUGGUUUGUAAAACAUCACUCACCUUACUGCCCACAUUGCUUAAAAAUCGCGCCUAUCUGGCAAACACUGUACGAGUUUUACUUGACCUCGAAACCUGUGCCCGCUGGCUCCUCCGAAGAUAGCGCAUCGACUUCUUUGAACACAUUCCCCGCUUAUUACAAUUUCCACUUUGGGUCUCUCGAUUGUUCUGCUUUUGGAGACGCGUGUGGAGAACACGACGUGAAGAACUGGCCUACUUUCAUUCUAUAUAAGGAUGGAAAGGAAGUGAAGAGAAUGUCGGGGCCCGUAAGGGCCGAGGCUAUGAAAGCUUUGAGUGACUUCGUUGAGGAUACACUCGAAACCAUCAGACCUGGUUCCCGGCCAAUUGGUGGGCCUGAGCUGCCAAAGGCUGGAGCUAAGGGUAGCAGUGAUUUACAGGCUCCGGCAUCUGCCCCGCCCAAAGGAUCCAAGAAGGGCAGCAAGGGCAAAUCGAUGUCACCGUCAAUCAGCACCGAUGUUUCGCAGACGAAGACGAAAUCACCAGCGCACAGAGCCACGCCUGUAAAAAAGAAGCCAGCAAAGCCAGCCUCUACCCCAAAUCCGCUUGGCGCAUCUGUGCCUUUCACUGCAGAGAGCUUCCAGAAUUCUGUCACCAUGACGCAAGACCCUUGGUUAAUAAAGUUCUACGCACCCUGGUGUGGCCAUUGCCAGGGUAUGGCUCCCAACUGGAUCCAACUUGCGAAGGAAAUGAAAGGUAGACUGAAUAUUGGCGAGGUCAAUUGUGAUGUCGAGACGAGACUGUGCAAAGACGUCCGGGUAAGGGGAUACCCAUCUAUUUUGUUCUUCCGAGGCGGCGAACGCGUUGAGUAUGAUGGCUUGAGAGGAUUGGGUGACUUCGUGUCAUACGCCAAUAAAGCUAUUGAUGUCGGGGAUGGGGUUAGAGAUGUUGACGCUGAAGAGUUCGAAGAAUUGGAAGAGAGCGAGGAAGUCAUCUUUGUUUAUUUCUACGAUCACGCCACCACGAGCGAGGAUUUUGCGGCCCUAGAAAGGUUGACAUUGAGCUUGAUUGGCCACGCAAAGUUAGUCAAGACGAAGGAUCAAGCUCUUGUCGACCGAUUCAAGAUCACGACCUGGCCCAGAAUGUUGGUCUCACGAGACGGCCGCCCCACGUAUUAUACCGGUCUAACGCCCCAAGAAAUGCGUGACUUCCGACGAGUCCUCCACUGGAUGCAGUCCGUGUGGCUUCCAAUCGUCCCAGAGCUAACAGCCACUAACUCGAGAGAAAUUAUGAACGGAAAGUUGGUGGUGCUUGGUAUCCUGACCCGUGAACGGCCGGACGAGUUUUUAAUGGCCAAGAAAGAAAUCAAGAGUGCUGCUUUGGAAUGGAUGGAUAGACAGACUGCGGCAUUCCAACGUGAGCGUCAAGAAUUAAGAGAUGCAAAGCAGUUGAGAAUCGAAGAAGCGGAAGACCGUAAUGACCAGCGAGCUUUGCGGGCGGCCAAGAGUAUCAGAAUCAAUAUGGAUCAAUCCCAGCAAAAGGAAGUCGGUUUUGCCUGGGUCGAUGGGGUGUUCUGGGAGAGAUGGAUACGAACAACGUAUGGAAUUGAAGUGGCCAAGGAUGGUGAGAAAGUCAUCAUCAACGAUGAAGAUAACCGCCGGUAUUGGGAUACAACUAUCAGUGGCAAUUUCAUCAUGCCAUCAAGAACUUCAAUUCUUGAAACUAUCGGCAAAGUUGUUCACUCGCCUCCAAAAAUCAAGGCCAAAACUACAGUUUCGAGCUUUGAGAAGCUAUUCUUUGAUAUCCGAGGGGCUAUAUCCGGACAUCCUUUCUUAUCGAUCGGGAUUUUCGCGGGUAUUGUGCUUGGUGCGAUGACCUGGGGACGCGGGCGUAUAAGGAAAAGUCGAGGCGGCUUCUUCAAACUGGAUGAGAAAGAUGGUCUACUGGGCGGGAAUAGCAAUGGAAAGGUGGAUUAG
Venustampulla echinocandica is the source of this 2157-nucleotide messenger RNA. RefSeq lists its product as uncharacterized. Gene Ontology annotation, cellular component: endoplasmic reticulum. Gene Ontology annotation, molecular function: protein disulfide isomerase activity. The transcript has 3 exons. The record is from RefSeq and is a predicted model, not a curated record. The coding region runs from base 1 to 2157 and encodes 718 amino acids. Lineage: Eukaryota; Fungi; Ascomycota; Leotiomycetes; Helotiales; Pleuroascaceae.